UUCAGAUCAGAUUCAGACCUCUGCUUUAAAUCUGUGAGAGCAGACACUUGAAGCGGCUUAACUAUGGCUUCCAGAAAAAAAGGGUUGUCUUUGGAGGAAAAGCGUGCAAAGAUGCUGGAAUUAUUCUACGAGACCCAAGAAUUCUACCAAAUGAAGGAACUUGAGAAGAUUGCCCCGAAGAAAAAGGGCAUCAUAUCCCAGUCUGUGAAAGAAGUUACCCAGUCACUAGUAGAUGAUGGUUUGGUGGAGUGUGAAAAAAUAGGCACAUUCGUUUGCUAUUGGGCAUUUCCAUCAAAAGCGUUGCAAGUGAGAAAGCGGAAAUUAGAAGAACUGAGGUGUUCAGUCAGCGAGCUGGAGGAGAAAAUCAAGGAAGCUGGCUCUGAAAUAAAGAAGCAGCGAAAAGGGAAGGAAGACAGCGCAGUUCGCACUGAACUGCUGAAUCUUCGCACAAAACUGGAAGAAGACGAGAAGAUUCUGAUUAAGCGGCUUGACAAGUACGCCUUAUGUAAUCCAGAUGUCAUUAAUCAAAUGAGAUUACGUACUGAGAAAACACGCGAGGAUGCGAAUCGUUGGACAGACAAUAUUUUUACAAUCAAGAAAUGGUGCAAGUCGAAGUUUGGAAUGGACGAAAGCGUGCUGAACAAGCAGUUUGAAAUACCUGAAGAAUUGGAUUACAUAGAGUGAUUCGCGCGACAUGUGUAGUUGUAGAAGUUCAUCAUUGUGCAUGUGCGCUUGACUCAAAUUCUGGCACUUUUCUUUAAUUUGUUGUUGAAUGAUAAAUGCGAACUGUGUCUUGAUUUCUAUCUACAGGCUUUCUGCACACUAUGCUGUCUGUUCAAUACUACGCAUCAAGGUUGCUGUUGAAAG
Messenger RNA from Cylicocyclus nassatus, 867 nucleotides. Lineage: Eukaryota; Metazoa; Nematoda; Chromadorea; Rhabditida; Strongylidae. The record is from the annotation of a GenBank genome assembly.